AUGGAGGGCGGCAACCACAGCACUGAUCCACCAAAUGAUCCAGUUGUGACAUGCAGUCAACUUAGUGACGCGAUGUGUCAAUUGGAGUUCCAAGUCAAUGUUACAGUAAGAACAGAUAAGAAUAUAAUAAAGGUAGCAGUGCACGCAUACAAGGAGGAAAGUGGGACAAACAUGUGCAUACCUCCACCCUCAGGCAUUCCUUCCACGUGUAACUCUAUCUGCUGGUCGUUGUACGGGGAAUGGACGACUACUGCAGUGACUCCCACUCCGGUGCAGAUGACAGUUGCUGGGGGAAGUCCAACAGCAACUACAAAACCGAAAGUUAUACUUCCGAUUCUGAUCGGGGUUCUCGUGGUAGGAAUCGGGAUCUUUCUGGCGAUAUGCGCAAUUUUCGCCGUUUUGUGUCGACGUAGGAGGCAGGAGCAGUCCCUUCAUCAAGGCGUAAACUGGGACGAUGAAGGAUACAUGGGGGUGUCUGAACGUGGCUCUCCAGUGCACAGGUCAAAGGCUAAAGGUCAAGCAACAAGAGUUGUACAGUUUACAAACCGGACUUACGAUGAUGAAAUAGCUGUGGGCGUCCUCGGGCUGAGUCAUGACAACCGCAGCUUCGUUCCCGUCGUCCCGCCGCAACCAGCUAUGAUCCGUAAAACUUCGGAUGGGUACGUGGAGUACAACCCCAAGACCGACGGCGUGCCUGCACAGCUGCAGGAGCCUGCCGGCAACCGCGGACAUGGACAACGGGAUCGUCCACUACCAAAUCCUGUUGAAGAAGAUGACUACGUGAGACCGUACGAAGAAGUCAGUGAGAUUGUCGGAGCAGGAGUUGAAGUCAGAGCUAAUGCGGAUAAUAAUGUCCCACGGGGCAUUUCCGAUAGAUCCCGUAUUCGUGCGAAACAGCAACCGAUCCCUCCUGCGUCGAGCUGUGGUCAAUCAUCCGGUGGGUAUGUCGAUGUCGACAGUCUUGGCUCGGCACUGCAGCCAAGCUCAACCCCUCAAAUCCCCCAAUUGUCUAGCCGUGGUCAGUCCUCUGAUGGUUAUGUCGAUGUCGACAGUCCAGGGGCAAUGCAACCAGUGUCAACCCCAGAGUUCGAUCAAUCGUCCAGCCGUGGUCAGAUACUUCCCGCGUCAAGCUGUGGUCCAUCCUCUGUUGGUUAUGUCGAUGUCGACAGUCCAGGGGCAAUGCAACCAGUGUCAACCCCAGAGUUCGCUCAAUCGUCCAACCGGGGUCAGAUACAUCCCGUGUCCAGCCGUGGUCCAUCCUUUGAUGGUUAUGUCGAUGUCGACAGUCCAGGGUCUCCUCUUCAACCAUCUCCUGUCAUUGCGACCACACAGAUCCUCUCCACGUCGAGCAGAGGUCAAUUCUCUGAUUGCUAUGUCGACGUCGACUUUCCAGAGUCUCCACUUCAACCAUCUCCAGUUGAUGCGAACCUCCAAUCAGAUGGUACUGUUGAUGGAGUUGAUGUCGACCCUUCAGAUACGAGUAUCCUAUCGAGAUCCCUCCAUUCUGAUCCCUGUUUCCUUGGUAGAUCUCCAAGUUCGUCCCGGGACGACAGCGAUGGUUUUGAAGGCACCGACAAUCAAGUUGACACCUCACAACUAAAUCCUGUCUCAUGUACCCCCUCCUUCCCACCGCAAGAUAAACCGUCGACCACUGAUUACGUGGAUGUCGACUUUCCCGACUCCUCACUGCAACCAGGCGAAGUCUCUCUUCCAGUCGCCGUCGAUUCCGGAGGACCAUCACUGAAUCCUCCCGAUGGCUUCACAGAUGUCGACAACCUGGACAUCGACAAGGCCCACCAAUCGAGUUCGGAUGGCAGUCCGACUGCUCCUUCACACGCGGGCCCAUCUCAGGCUGACACCAAGCCAGACCAAGCCAUCUACUUCACUUUGGAGCCUCCCACAGCCGAGCACACAGCCGAGCCAGACGAAGCUAGGAGCAGCACCGACAAUAAUGGGAAUGGAUCAUUCCCAGCAACCAGCGAGAAUCCAGCCACUAGACUACCGCAGGCUGGCGCUGACAACCCCCGCUGGCUUACCCACGAUAAAGACAACAAGGGCGGUAACUACAGCCAGCUUGACCGUGGACCUCUCUGGAAAAAGGUCUCUGCACGAUCUGGCAGCGCUGAGCGUGAAACCUCGGCAAAGUAGCAAACCGAAAAUCUUCCAUCUACCUUUUGCAUUUGAAGAAUAAAUAAUUGUAGAGAAA
Messenger RNA from Patiria miniata (bat star), 2206 nucleotides. RefSeq lists its product as uncharacterized. The record is from RefSeq and is a predicted model, not a curated record. The transcript is spliced from 7 exons. The coding region runs from base 1 to 2148 and encodes 715 amino acids. NCBI's taxonomy places the organism in Eukaryota, Metazoa, Echinodermata, Asteroidea, Valvatida, Asterinidae.